AUGAAUCAGGAGAAAAAAGCAGAAGCUAAUACCUCCUUAAAUAAAAAAAAUCCAGAAGUAGAAUUCUUUACACCAAAGUCAAAUUUAGCCCAUGAGUGUGUUAGCAGAAAUGUAGCAUUCGACAAUUUAUACAAAUAUGUCAAAACAACUGUUACAGAAGAUCAGCUGAAAAAGCGAAAGGGUCACUCGAAAAGUUCUGUUCCUGUUGUAAAAAGGAAAAAUGUACCCUCUAAGGAAAUGCACAAAGAGUGCUCCAUUUUGAAAUAUAUAACCGGAUUUAAUAAUUCGAAAAAUAUUCUCUUUAAAAGCAGCAAUACCGAUGGUGAGAAAAGGAAGGGAGACAUCCCACCAAAAGACGGCACAAUUAAAAAAAUAAAGGAAAGGAUAUCAUGUGUAAAAAAAAAUAAAAGUGUCAAAAAACGAAUUUUUUCCGAAAGUUCAACAAGCAUAUUGAGCUACUUUAAAAAUGUCGAUAUAAAUAACAAUGAAAAAGGGGAACCUCCCACCCAUUGUGGUACAGAUAAAAAUUCACAAAAUAGUUUAGGUGAUAAAACGUUAAGAGAUACUAAUAGCAAAUUCUAUGCACAUGCAAAUGGUGAGAAGAAUGCUGAUGUGCAUAAAGAUCUAUAUUACGGCGAAGAUAAUGUACACUCAGAAGAAUUCGGGAACCGAAAAAGGGUUAGGAGUGUAAAUUACGAAAACACAAUGUCAUGUCAAGGAAAUGUCCAAUAUGAAUAUGUUCAAAAGAAUGCCAAAUUCAAUUGUAACUACGAAGAAUAUUUACAAACCGCUUAUCUAUAUUGUAAGAAAUAUUUCCUGUAUCGUAAAAUGGAAUUCUUCAGCAAGUAUUUGUUUUACCGUCAUAAGAACAUAAAAAAUUUUAUUUUCCUAAUUGAAGCUUUAUUUUUGCGAAAAAAAUAUAUAGAUUUGUUGGAUAUGGUGCAGCGUUACAAGCGGUUGUGGAUAUUUUCUUACAAAGGCCUACGGACAAAGCGGGCACAGGAAAAAAGUAACAAUGUGCUGAAUAAAAUUGAAAGUGGGGAUAUAUCAACGAAGGGAAAUAAUUCUAAAUGUGGAAAAAAUUUGAAUAAAUUGAUUUCUCAUAAAUACAGAAAGAGUGCAUUUCUUAAGGGGUCUGUGCAGAAUGGCUCAACACCCCUUGCACAGGGAAUCAACGACGUGGAGCACAGUAACGUUUGCAAUAUUGAGCACAACCAAGUACACAAAUUUAAAAAAAGAAAAAAAAAAGAAAACACGCAUGCACACAAAAAGUGUAACACUGAAUUGCUUUCUAAACAUAAAUAUAGUAAUGAAAUAUAUAAUUCCACUGAAGGCAUCACAAGGGCGGGGAGGAAAACAUGCAAUAAAAUAUACUGCAUAUGCUAUGUCGCCUUUGUAAAAAUUAUGUCCCUCAUCAAAUUGCACAAUCAGAACUGCUUAAAUAAAUGCGUGAAUUUUAUACAAAAAAUAAGUAAAAAAUGUUUGCUAAAUAAGAAUGGUCAUUAUUUAACCCAUGCAGUUAUUCACUUGUACGAAUUAGCAGGUUUGUAUAAUUAUGCACUAAAAUAUUCAAUGUUGCUAUUCUUGAAGUGUCCUGUGUAUCCCGAAAUAAUUCUCAAGCUCUUUAGUUUUUCAAUACUAAGUUUAAAAGAUGAAAUUUAUUUAAUUUUACUAGCCAAGUAUUGUAAGAGUAUUUCCUGGAUCAAAUAUUUCCUCCUCUUCAUUGUGUACUCCGUGAAUUACCAGUUUCGUAAUAAAGAAACCGUUAGCAAGUUUCUCUUCCUCCUUGAUGGUGUAACAAAGAGGGGAAAAAACAUUGCCAAAACGGGGAAAACGAACAAUGUGCCCAGAAACAGUGACCACAACGAAAUGGGGGGGAAAAUGAAAAACAACAAGUGGAUUCAAAGUAGAAAAGUCUCUACGGAGCGGAUUUGCAAACUUACCUGUGACAGCGAAAGGAACGAUGUGGGUGAAAUUACCCAAGGGAGUGAAUACGGGAAGGGGGGGGAAAGAAAACAUGUUAACAUUGAAAAAUAUUUAAAAAAACACUCCAGUAAAAAGAACAUGUACAAACAUGACCCGAACAGUAAUGUGCACAUUUGCAGAAAAAUAACAUUGUACAACUCUUUAUAUAGCAAAGUAACAUUGUACGAUGUGUAUGUGUAUAUUGCGCAAAAUAAAUUUUCAGAGUAUUUUCCAAAAAUUUUCCUAUAUUCCAAAUUGCACAUAAUAAUAAAUAUCAAAAGAAGUUUUUAUGAACAAAAUUUUCCCAUCUGUUAUAGUUUAUGUAAACUGUUACUGAUGGAUCAUAUGUAUGACUCAUCAGUAGUAGCAUUUUUUGUUAAUUCUGCUUAUUUAUUAAAUAAAGUUAGCCCUAUAAAACGAUUGGCUCAAGAAUUAAAAACAAACAAUCAAAGAAUUUAUUUUCUUUUUUGUAAUGCAGCCUUGUUGUUACAUUUUAAGCAAGUCGAACGAUCUAUUCAAAUAUAUAAAUAUAUUGUGGAUUCCUAUCAGAACAUUUUUUCUGAUCUCUAUUUUUAUUCCUUGUUUAAUUUAAUAUAUGCUCUACAAUUAACACAAAAAGCGCAUCAAAUUGUUAUUUUUUGUAAAAAUUUAAAUAAGUUAUUUUUUAAUAAUAUACAUUCUUAUAUAUUACUAUCAUACUACUAUUUUGUAAAUGAUAUCCCCACCAAGUGUUACGCCUCCCUUAGCAGGGCUUAUCACAUAUAUCGAUAUCACCCUGAUACCUUUUACCUCCUUUCUUUACUCGCGCUACAAGCUAAGAGGUACGAAGAAUAUGGCGCCUUUAGCGAACUUGCUCUUUUUUUCAGUUUAAGGAACCGAAAUCUCAGGAACUAUGUUUUUUCCAGCAUUUAUGGAAAGCAACAUAAGCACGUUCCCUCUUAUUUGUUAUGCUACCAUUUGGAGAUAAUUGAUCCCGACAGAAGCACAACUGCGGACAUACUCAAUUUAAGCUCCCUCUUAAAUUACGUGUACUUUGAGGGGUUACUAAAAUCUUACAUUAUACUUCACUUUUGUUCGGCGAAAAGGUAUGCAAAAUGA
Messenger RNA from Plasmodium fragile, 3063 nucleotides. RefSeq lists its product as uncharacterized. The transcript is spliced from 2 exons. Bases 1 to 3063 code for a protein of 1020 amino acids. The record is from RefSeq and is a predicted model, not a curated record. NCBI's taxonomy places the organism in Eukaryota, Apicomplexa, Aconoidasida, Haemosporida, Plasmodiidae.